AUGCGUUCAGUCCUGGCUCUGGCUAUGCUUGCCCUCCCGGCGUGGGGGAUGAGGGAUACAGCCCCGUUCUUGGUGUGGAAUGACAACGAGGAUUCGGCAUGGCAGCAGGCGCUCGCAGGUGGCAAAGCGUUGGUAGAAGGCGAAGCUGUAUACAAGGGCUUGAAAUACCUCGGGUGCGCAUGGGACAAUGCUGUAGUCGUACACGUUGACAAGCUGCAUCACUCCAAGCUCGACGCCUACAACACCCCCUCCGACGCGCACCUGCACAUCCCGUACUUGAAGGGGCCUUCCCGCCGGGGAUUGUCGGGUGGGCUGGAAGAUUGGGCGAGCGCGUGUGAGGCGGAGGUGGUCGGUUCGCUUGAAGAGUUGGAUGGGGGUAGGCAGGUGGUUGAUCUUUGGAUCAAGGAGGGAGAAGUCGUGCCAUGGACCGAAAUCCCAAGCGCAGCGCUCAUCAUCCUAACCGGCUCCCCUCCCACCCACACCAAACGCCAAGAAUACCCCUUCCCCUCCAACCCCUCCUCCUCCUACACCUACUCUGAAUCUCAAACCGCCCCCUCCACCCCCACCUCAACCUCCCGCAACAGCACCAUCCCUCCCAAGACCGCGCCCUUACUCGACAGGGUACAGAUCCUGACCACGCCCAUCAUCACGGCGCUGCUGAUUACGUUUGGGAUCUUCAUCCCGCUUUUGGCGUUUGCAAUUACGCAGUUGGUGGGGAUCCAGGUGCCGCCUAUGAUGCUCAACAUCAUCCCGCGCGAAAAGAUGGGCAAGGAGAGGAAGGAUCAGUAG
Cryptococcus wingfieldii CBS 7118 is the source of this 789-nucleotide messenger RNA. RefSeq lists its product as hypothetical. The record is from RefSeq and is a predicted model, not a curated record. The coding region runs from base 1 to 789 and encodes 262 amino acids. The transcript is spliced from 4 exons. Lineage: Eukaryota; Fungi; Basidiomycota; Tremellomycetes; Tremellales; Cryptococcaceae.